AUGAGAAUGUCAUUUGAAUGGUUCCAAUCAUUAUUACUAGCUAUUGAAGAACAAGAUAUUGAUCAAUUCAUUGAGAUUCAUACUUAUCUUACAGCACGUUUACGACAUUCUGAUAUUGGUAAUAUAUUAGUGAAUGAUGAUGGUAAUAUUAAAGAUACCAUUACUGGACUUCGUGCACCAACGCAUUAUGGUAGACCAAACUGGGAUAGGAUUUUUUCAAAUAUGAGGGAACAACAUCCGUCCACUGAUGUUGGUGUAUUCUUUUGUGGACCAAAACCACUGGGAAAACUAUUAAAUAAUAAAUGUAAUUUAUGGAGUCAAGGAUCUGAAGAGGGCACAAAUUUCGUUUAUGGAAAAGGUAAAAAUACGUUUUGUUUAUUUUUGCAAGUAUUAAUUGCUUAUGGAAAUGCAUUUGCUGUUAUAUUAAACCCUUCCUUUGAAGUUUUAAUGUUUUUGGAUAAAUCCAGUAAAGAUACUAUUAAUUCAAAAAAAUCAACAAUAAUUCCUAUAACCAAUAUAACAAUUCCUGAUCAGAGUUCUUAUACAUAUGCUCGUCAAUUCAUUUCAAUUACCAAUAUUGUAACUGUCACAAAAUUCACAUUUAAAUUCGAUGACCUAACUGAUGUGACUAAAUUAGCUCAACAAUUACUUUGUCACGCGUUAGAUAUGAAAAAAAAUGAUUGGUCAAAAAUCAGGAUGUUUGAAUUUCGAUUGAACUUAGAUGAGAAAGCUCAGCUUAUGAAUAAAAUAGAUUCAUUCCAAUGUAUAAAAUGCCCGGAAUUAAAUGAACAUUAUGGUCUUAUACAUGAAAUAAUGUCAUUAGGAAAGAAACUCGAUGAAUUGCUUCAUACAAUAACUGGUGAAAAUUUGGAAUUAAUGCCAGAGUAUGAACAAAGAAUAGAAGUUCUUAAAUCUUUAAAAUAUAUUGAUGAAAAAACUUCAGUGGUUCAAUUGAGAGGUCAAAUUGCUUGUAAGAUUGUUAAAAAAGCAGACAAUGAAUCUGAAUAUGACCCAGCUGAAAUCGUUGCAUUAUUAUCAUCAAGAAAAAAUGCUAGUGAACUGACUUUAACUCCAAACUUAGAAAAAUUGCGAAGUAUGUUGGAGAGGUUCAAAGAAAAAAAAAAUGUUGAUAUUCAAGUAGAUGAUUAUGUUGAAACAAUUAAGUUUGGAUUAGUUCAAGUAGUAUAUGAAUUGGCAAGAGGAAUGUUAAUGGGAAAUAUAGAAUUAUGUGCUAAAAUGGAUAAAGCUCGAAGUUUGAUAAAACGUGAUAUUGUAUUUGCAACUAGCUUGUUCGAUGACCUAACUGAUGUGACUAAAUUAGCUCAACAAUUACUUUGUCACGCGUUAGAUAUGAAAAAAAAUGAUUGGUCAAAAAUCAGGAUGUUUGAAUUUCGAUUGAACUUAGAUGAGAAAGCUCAGCUUAUGAAUAAAAUAGAUUCAUUCCAAUGUAUAAAAUGCCCGGAAUUAAAUGAACAUUAUGGUCUUAUACAUGAAAUAAUGUCAUUAGGAAAGAAACUCGAUGAAUUGCUUCAUACAAUAACUGGUGAAAAUUUGGAAUUAAUGCCAGAGUAUGAACAAAGAAUAGAAGUUCUUAAAUCUUUAAAAUAUAUUGAUGAAAAAACUUCAGUGGUUCAAUUGAGAGGUCAAAUUGCUUGUAAGAUUGUUAAAAAAGCAGACAAUGAAUCUGAAUAUGACCCAGCUGAAAUCGUUGCAUUAUUAUCAUCAAGAAAAAAUGCUAGUGAACUGACUUUAACUCCAAACUUAGAAAAAUUGCGAAGUAUGUUGGAGAGGUUCAAAGAAAAAAAAAAUGUUGAUAUUCAAGUAGAUGAUUAUGUUGAAACAAUUAAGUUUGGAUUAGUUCAAGUAGUAUAUGAAUUGGCAAGAGGAAUGUUAAUGGGAAAUAUAGAAUUAUGUGCUAAAAUGGAUAAAGCUCGAAGUUUGAUAAAACGUGAUAUUGUAUUUGCAACUAGCUUGUUUUUCAUAAGAUGGAAAAAUAAUUCAAGCACAAUAAUAGAAUUUAAUUCUCUUUUAGCAGAACUUUACCCAUCAGGAUAUACUUUCAAAGAACAUGAACUUAGAGCAUGGAGAGCAAUGCUUAAAGCAGCUGGUUGCCAUAAUGUAACUCCAUUUGAAGAUGAUGAAUCUAAGAAUGAAUUGAUAACUCAACUUGAAAAAACACAACAUCAUUUGAAUCAAGAAUAUGGAAAUGAAUUGAUUAUAGAUGACCUUGGUAAUGUGCAGCAUGAUAAUUGUAUUGAACAUUGUUUAAACUUUGCAUUGGUGAUUGCAAUGAACAUCAUCCUAUUAGUUGUGAAAAUUGUAGUCAAAUAG
Messenger RNA from Entrophospora sp. SA101, 2331 nucleotides. Lineage: Eukaryota; Fungi; Glomeromycota; Glomeromycetes; Entrophosporales; Entrophosporaceae. The record is from the annotation of a GenBank genome assembly.